AUUGUAAUUAAUAGAAUGACAUAGAAUUGAAAUUAAAAAAUGAACAAGUAAAAUGUAUGCAAAAAAGAAAUUGAAAAACUAAAAAAUGAAAAAGAGAGUGGUAGCGAGAAUAAAAGAAUAUCUAAAAAGUAUUUAAUAAAAAUUACCUGAAAAAUCUACAAAACUAAUAAAAUUUAAAAGUGUUAUAUUACAGAAAAGACAAAUGAAUAUAAUUUAAGAUGAUAAGCCUCACAUGUUUUGAGAGAAUAUAAAAGAAGUUUACAGCAAAAUGAAUUGGGAUGGUCUAGCAUUCCAUUGAUGAUUGUUUUUAGUUACUAAAAUAUGGAGGAAUAAUUUAUUAAAAUAAUUUAAUCGAGUGAGUAUCAGAG
This is a messenger RNA of Paramecium sonneborni, 368 nucleotides long. The record is from the annotation of a GenBank genome assembly. NCBI's taxonomy places the organism in Eukaryota, Ciliophora, Oligohymenophorea, Peniculida, Parameciidae.